Lachancea meyersii CBS 8951 is the source of this 285-nucleotide messenger RNA. The record is from the annotation of a GenBank genome assembly. NCBI's taxonomy places the organism in Eukaryota, Fungi, Ascomycota, Saccharomycetes, Saccharomycetales, Saccharomycetaceae.
AUGGGUGGACCAACAGCUAAGACUUAUAUGGGAUGGUGGGGCAGCAUGGGCUCGCCCAAGCAAAAAGGUGUUACCUCGUACGCGGUGUCUCCAUAUGCGCAAAAGCCCUUGAACGGGAUCUACUACAAUGCCGUGUUCAACACUUUCCGUAGGGUCAAGUCGCAGUUCUUGUACGUGGCGAUCCCAGCCGGCAUGUACUGGAUGUGGUGGGUUAACUGCAGAGACUACAACGAGUUUCUGUACACAAAGGCCGGCAGGGAAGAGCUGGAAAGAGUGAACGUUUGA